AUGCGGUUGUUGCCUGCAUCGGUGGCGGCAGUAAUUGGAAUGUUUUAUCGGUUUCUUGACGAUCCAAGUGCGAAGCUCCUGGUAGUCGAAGCCGGGGGUGACGGCCUUGAGACGAAGAGGCAUGCCGCUACUCUAAAUGGCGGCACUACGGAGGUCUUGCACGGAAGCAGGACAUAUGAGUUGCUGGAUCAGCUCGGACAGAUACAAGAUACCCAUUCCAUUUCAGCUGGCCUGGACUAUGCCGGGGUUGGGCCAGAGCUGAGUUCUUGGAAAGACUCAGGACGCGCAGAAUUUAUUGCCGUUACCGAUGCUCAAGCUCUCGAGGGGUCCAAGCUGCUCAGUGAGUUGGAGGGGAUCAGUCCCGCUCGAGAGACUGCUCAUGCAGUCUGGGGCGCUGUUGAGCUGGCCAAGACCAUGAAGAAAGACCAAGAUGUUGUUAUCUGUGUUAGCGGAAGAGGUAACAAGGAUGUGGAAAGCGUAGCGGAGGAACUGCCUAGACUUGGACCAAAGAUUGGGUGGGAUUUGAGGUUCUAA
Messenger RNA from Aspergillus lentulus, 534 nucleotides. RefSeq lists its product as uncharacterized. The record is from RefSeq and is a predicted model, not a curated record. Gene Ontology annotation, cellular component: cytoplasm. Gene Ontology annotation, biological process: L-tryptophan biosynthetic process. Gene Ontology annotation, molecular function: tryptophan synthase activity. NCBI's taxonomy places the organism in Eukaryota, Fungi, Ascomycota, Eurotiomycetes, Eurotiales, Aspergillaceae.